This is a messenger RNA of Monopterus albus (swamp eel), 3018 nucleotides long. RefSeq names its product UPF0258 protein KIAA1024-like. The transcript is spliced from 3 exons. Gene Ontology annotation, biological process: negative regulation of TOR signaling; negative regulation of cell population proliferation. Bases 1 to 2388 code for a protein of 795 amino acids. Lineage: Eukaryota; Metazoa; Chordata; Actinopteri; Synbranchiformes; Synbranchidae. The record is from RefSeq and is a predicted model, not a curated record. Gene Ontology annotation, cellular component: plasma membrane.
AUGGCUUUUUUUUUCAGGACCCUGGAGAAACUGGCCAAUAUGCGGCAGUGGCUGACAUUCCAGGACCUGUGUCGCAUGGUUAGCACCCGAUAUGACCUGGAGCAUCUCAUCGAGCUUAGAAGUUUGCUGUUUGCUGCUGCUAGCCGGGACCCCUGUUUCCCAGCCACUCUUUUCAGAGACCGAGUUUCUGCCAGAGGCCAGGGGCUGUCACCCAUAGGUGUCGCUGCUGAUAUUGUAACUAUCUUCAAUCUCAUUCAGAUGACUGGUGGGACCAGUGAUGACAGUCAACCAAUGAGAGCCCAGACGGCCCUCCCUGUCGACCAGUCCCCAGGCCCUAGUCUGCCUGGAAUCCACCAGCUGAACAUCUCUGGUCAAGAAAGAGUACGCGCCCACUCUGACUCGGGUGGGAGGCCUAUCGACCAGCACUUACUGUUUCCAAAUUACUCGGCACGGAAGCGAGCAAGUCUCCCCCCCGAUCCCAUCUCACUUGUGUCAUCUCCUCCAAUGAGGGCGAGGGCUGUGUCUUUCGACCUGCCUCAUACAACACUCUUCUACCCUAGUGGUCAAAUGCCUGAUAAGGUAAUGAAGAAUAUCUACCUGCCUUUGGAGACGGACAGUGAGUCUAGUGGAGAUUCUGCGGCCAUGGAGGUGUUUGAUGCUGAACAGGGAUCGUCUUUAGACCAGAAGAGAAACAUCUUUAGGAAGAACUUCCACAACCAGCCACCUCUAAUACCCCAGGUGACUGUUAGCAGUCAGUCUCCCAGUCCCAAAGAGGAGCAGAAAGGCUUUGACAAUAACAGGUUUGAAACAAUCCCGAAUCCUUACCCAUCACCAACAACAGUCCACCAGUCACCAGAGCAGCGGGCUAAACACGAAAGCCUUGAUGACCUGCAAGACUCAACUUAUUUCGGACCUCGGUCAAUCCCAGAGUGGUCACCUCGACACCUCCAGCCCCCCAGGACCCCUAGGCGUAUCUGGAGCAACAAGAGUCAUAGUCUAGAAGACCAGAUAGACAUGGGCAGCAUUGGGAUGGGCAUGGAAUCCCAGGGGGGACAGCUUCCAAGACGAUCAUCACCUGCUAUCAGCAAUUUGGGGUCCUCCGGAGGUGAGAGUGGUGAUAGUGGAUUGCUAAGUGGAGUUGAGGGAGUCAAGGCUCAGGGAACCCAGACAGACCCACCGGACCCCCGGCGCCUCCGUAGCCUGGUGCAUGCUGAUCGCCUCUCUUUUAUGACCUCAUUAGAUGACCCUGAGUUUUGUGAGGAUGAUAUCAGUGCCAUCUUUCGUUUCUUAGAUGACAUAAGCAUGUGCGGUUCCACGGGAGUACUGCACCCCAGUGAUGCAUCAGGAGCAGCUAGCCAGGACACCCCUGAAGCCAGACGUGGCCGUCUAGGUCAACUUCAAAGGCUUUUCCACUCUCUGGAAAGCAGUGACGAUGGGCUGAAGGCCAGUGUCUGCAAACUGCUGCUCCGUAUGAGCCAAAUAGAAAGACAACUGGAGUCACUGAAUGAUGUAAAGAAUGAGAUUUCCCAGGUCCUCUCUGCUCUGCAGCGUCUGGAUGAAAAGAUCCAGCAGCCUAUCAGUGGUGGCGGACAAGGCACCGGUGGGCGGUGGCUGGAGCCUCUCAGUGGUGUCUCCUCUUUUAUGAGUCACCCUGUAACUCCUUCUGACUCUUCAGAGCCUCAGCCUCUGUCUGUAUCUGGGCAUCUGUUUCCUGGGAGCAGCACUACUAGUCUGGACUGGAAAGACUGGAACACUCCUGGAGAGCACAGAGCAAGCAUCAAAAGUCAGGCGGAUUCUAAGGGGGGUAAAGAAGGGAAGAAGGAUGGACCAUCUCGUCGUGCCUCCAAAACUCAGCCGGAAGACAAAAACAUCUCUGAUUCCAAACAGCUAAAUGUUUCUAACUCUGCAAGAGACUGGGCAGUGUCAUUCACUAAAAGUAAAGAUGGCAAAGCUUCACAUGGAAAAGUUGGACGGGAAGAUCAGUCAGGCAGCACAGUUAAUCUAGUCUCCCAGAAGUCUUCCAGCCUGGUGGAACAAGUGUUUAACUCAUCCCUGUUCCGCCACAAAGACAGCAGUCUGACAGGUGGGCUAACCUCUGGGAAGAUUAUCGACCCCAGGUUGGCUGAGGGGCGAGGAAGGCCCAUCUGGACUGUAGACGACCGAGAGGCUCGAAUAUCCCCUUUGGAUUUACAGGGCCAGGAUUCUCUGAACCCCAACAACAUGGAAUUCUGGGUGGAUGACAUCUACACUCCAGGCUAUGAUGCUCUACUCAGGCGUAAAGAGGCUGACGUGCGCCGGGCCAAGGUCUGCAAGCUGCUUGCUCUCAUUGCCACUGCACUGACUAUCAUUAUCAUCAUUGUUGUUCCCAUUUGCACCAUGGCCUCCUGAAGACCCACACAGGCAGCACACAUCGUUGCUCAUUUUUAGUUUAUUUAUUAAUUUAUUUUCAGCAGCUGUGGGCUGUACCCAGGAGCCUGUGUGCCAUUCUCAUGGAGAUCAGUAGACUGUGACACUGUACAACCCUAAAAUUGGGUCUGUGAUCAUUUACAGUAGCACACGGUACCUCCUUACACUCUGCAUGUGGCACCAUUAUUUAUAACUUCAGAAAAACAGCAAAAUUCACACUGUAGCUUACUUUAAAAUCACACGAAUGUAGUCCCUAAUACAAUUACAACUCUAAGUAAUAGCCAAUGCCAAGUCUUUUUUCUCCCAUAUACAUCGUUCUUAAAAAAAUAAAAAAUAACUCCAAGAGCCAAGAGCCUAUGUUGAAAAUACUAACACUGAGCCAAAGCAGAAAUGUCAGUUUUUGAUUUCUCAUUUUUUUAUUUUAACUGCUCUUUUCUGAGAAACAGCACUAUUAUAAAUGUAUUGUAAUGAGCUUCAGCCUUGAGCACUGCCUGACUCUUUUUUGAUGUUCCAUUGAGAACGUUACAGGGCUUACUUCACUUCUAAGGUAAUAGUUUUACCAGUACACAAGAGUUUUACAUCUAAUCUAUAGUUUAUAAAUGAAGACUGUGG